AAGAAAUUCUAGAUGUUAGUAACAAGGAUUGUGCUCUAGUUUGGGUAACAGUUCAACAUAAGUGGAGAAGAAUUUAAUACCAUUCCAAAUUACCAAGACCUGAUUGUUCUGUACGACCACCAGCAGGUUUAAAACUACGCUGUCAUGACAUCUGUGGAAAUAGAGAACAACGGUGACCCAAAAAAUGAUAACGCAGAGAAUAAGACUGUACCCCAUAUCAGAGACAUCGAAGUACAGACGAAGAGCACCGAGGACGAUUUACAAAAUAAUUACUGCGACGACACAGACAGUGGUGGCAAUGAUCGACGUGAAUCCGGACGAGGACCUCUCGACAGGUUGCAAGUGGUAGUGGAAUGGACUAGCAAAAACAUGCUCCUGGUCCUUACCAUUGCUGGAAUCCUGUUCGGCCUUGCAUUUGGAUUUCUCGGCCGCUUGGCUAAUUUUUCACCGCCGUCUAUAAUGAUUGUUAGUUUUCCAGGAGAGAUUUUGAUGAGACUUCUGAAGAUGUUCAUUUUGCCAUUGAUAGUAUCGUCGCUGAUAGCUGGUAUGGCCCAACUCGAUGCCAAGAGUUCUGGACGAAUGGGUUUUAGAGUGCUAUCCUAUUACAUGGGUACGACUUUCCUGGCCACAAUUGUUGGCAUAGUAAUGGUCCUGAUGAUAAAUCCAGGCGAUCCCAGCAUCAGAACCAGUAUUCCAAAGCUAGAGGCUAAUGUCGUGACUAAAAUAUCAACCCUGGAUGCUAUAUUGGAUAUAUUGAGGAAUAUGGUGCCGGAGAACCUCAUACAAGCUUGCUUCCAACAAGCGCAGACAAUUUACAAAGAAGAAAGUUCCAUGAUUUUUGAUCCGCAUCUAAAAAAGAAGUUUGGCAAGAAUCGCGUAUUCAAGCCAACAUUGGUGUACAGGGAUGGUACUAACGUUAUGGGAAUGAUAAUGUUCUGCCUUGCAUUUGGGCUUCUCGCUGGUCAGAUGGGAGCUAAGGGUCGGCUAAUGGUAGAUUUCUUUGUUGUCCUCAAUGAGAUAACAAUGAAACUAGUGGGGGCUGUUAUGUGGUACUCGCCAUUCGGUAUCGCGUGUCUCAUAGCUGGGAAAAUCAUGUCGAUAGAGAAUUUAUCAGCAACAGCAGAGAUGCUCGGUCUCUACAUGGCCACAGUUAUCGUGGCUCUGAUAAUACAUGCAGUAGUCACACUUCCACUGAUAUUUUGGUUGUUUACACGCUCCAAUCCAGCUGUGUUCUUCCGGGGUAUGAUGCAAGCGUGGGUCACAGCACUUGGAACAGCAUCCAGCGCAGCAACACUGCCUGUGACGUUUCGCUGUCUGGAGGAAAACAACAAAAUUGAUCCAAGAGUCACUCGGUUCGUGGUAUCUGUAGGCGCCACUGUCAACAUGGAUGGCACGGCACUGUACGAAGCUGUGGCCGCGAUAUUCAUCGCACAAAUGAAUGGCAUCCCAUUAGGUAUGGGGGAAAUAAUCACAGUGAGCAUAACGGCAACUUUAGCAAGUGUUGGUGCUGCGAGUAUACCCAGUUCUGCCUUGAUAACAAUGCUCCUCGUCCUUACAGCCCUCGGGCUACCAACCGAUGACGUAUCUCUGCUCUUUACCGUCGACUGGAUACUGGAUCGAAUAAGGACAUCCAUCAAUGUCCUGGGUGAUGGUUAUGGUGCAGGAAUCGUUUACCAUCUCAGUAAGACGGAACUGGAGAAAAUGGAUGUGGAGAGAAAAUUGGACAACCUUGAAACUGGAAUUUCUCCGGGAACCGAAGAAAUUUUUUCCUCCAAAGGUUUACUCCUCGAUUCUGCAGGAAGUGUGGAGAUCCAUAUGUAAAUUAAUCAAUAUUACAUUAGCGAUAAAAUUCUCUUUCAAGUAUAUAGUAUUAUAGAAACAGAUAACGAGAUCUUUAACUUCCCUAAUUAAUUAUCUUCCAAAAUCAAAGAUUUCGCAUAGUACUUUGGUUUAUUGCAUGCACCCUGUACAAAAUUCACAUGAGCAUCAAGAAUUUCUAAUUGUGUUAACAUUAAGUUCGUCGUAUACUUGAUACUCAGGUGUAAGCGACACCAGUCCUAAGUAGGUGAAGAGUAACGGUGUAAAUACAUUUAAAUGUGAAAACAUUUACAAUAAAAAAUUACACUUAUUAUAAAUAAUAA
This is a messenger RNA of Neodiprion virginianus, 2141 nucleotides long. RefSeq names its product excitatory amino acid transporter-like. Bases 145 to 1821 code for a protein of 558 amino acids. The transcript has 10 exons. Lineage: Eukaryota; Metazoa; Arthropoda; Insecta; Hymenoptera; Diprionidae. Gene Ontology annotation, cellular component: plasma membrane. Gene Ontology annotation, biological process: L-glutamate transmembrane transport. Gene Ontology annotation, molecular function: glutamate:sodium symporter activity; neutral L-amino acid transmembrane transporter activity; L-glutamate transmembrane transporter activity. The record is from RefSeq and is a predicted model, not a curated record.